AGUGAGGGCUCCCCCUCAGUGAAUGCAUAACACCUUCCCCCAGCAGCUCAGUGCUGCAUUUAUCAGGAGUUUGCUGACCCACAUUCACAGCAGAUUGCUCGCAUCAUGCAGCCUUGUUCCUCAGUCCCACAUACACAGCAGCCUCCCUCUACCUGCCAAGAACUGGGAGAGGAAGAACCGAGUGGUUUACCCUCCGCAGCUGCCAGAUGAGCCUCGCAGACCCGUGGAAGUUUACCACUGCAGGAGACAAAUCAAAUACAGCAAGGAUAAAAUGUGGUAUCUGGCAAAAAUGAUCAGAGGGAUGACGUUCGACCAAGCGGUUGCCCAGCUGCAGUUCAAUGACAAAAAGGGAGCGAAGGUUAUGUUGGAGGUUCUUCUGGAAGCCCAAGAAAUGGCUGUCAGGAACCACAAUCUGGAGUACAGAUCGAACCUAUACGUAGCUGAGUCAUUCUCAAGUAAGGGUCAGUAUCUGAAGAGGAUUCGCUACCAUGGGCGAGGGAUGUUUGGCAUCAUGGACAAAGUCUACUGCCACUACUUUGUCAAGCUGGUGGAAGGAAGCCCCCCGCUGAAGAAGGCAACAACCGGCUUUGACCAGGCCAAGGAGUAUGUGCAGCAACUGCGUAACAGAACCAUCAUUCACUCCCUGUAAUGGGGCUCCAUUAGCUGUGGGCUGGCCCAGCACAGCACUGUAGCCUGUCCUGCAACAGGCCUGGAAAGCGACUGCAAAUAAACACCAGCGAUUUAGCGAAUUGAGUUUGCGUUAUUCCAGAAACCAAAUUGGCCUGCUGUCUCUGUGAGGCCCCAGCGAACAGUCAGGAUUGCACAGGACAUAAGGAGUAGGAACCUGUUCCACCGUUCACUAAGACCAUGGCUGACCCGAGAUCCCUUGAUUCCCUGAGAAAACAGAGCUGUGGAUGUUGACGAUCUGAAACAAAAGCAGUUUGCAGGAGAAACUCGGCAAGUUUGGCAACAUUGAAAAAUGGAGUUUAUGUUGAUAUCUGGGGAGGGGUGAGAGAGGGAAGGAGUGAGCACGUAGGUGCAGGUGGAACCCAGAGAGAGAAAAUAAAAAAGUUGGGCAGACAAAGGGAUGGUUAAUAGUAAGCCAGGGAAGAAGGAAAGCUAGAUAGGUAAUAAUGAGGGGAUGGAAUUGGGUUGGCUGUGUUGAAAGCUACCCAUGUCAUAACAGGAUGUGGAGGUGCCGAUGUUGGCCUGGGGUGGACAAAGUCAGACGACACCAGGUUAUAGUCCUACAGGUUUAUUUGAAAUCACAAGCUUUCGAAGCGUUGCUCCUUUAUUCAGUCUGACGAAGGAGCAGCGCUUCAAAAGCUUGUGAUUUCAAAUAAACCUGUUGGACUAUAACCUGGUGUUAUCUGACUUCUGCCCAUGUUAUGACUGGUCCUGGAGUUUGGGGUGGGUAAUAGACAUGGAAAGAGGUGUUCAUGUUAUUGAACUCCUGAAGACUGUAAUGUCCCCAAGUGGAAGAUGAGAUGUUCUUACAGCUUGCAUUGAACCUUGCUGGUACACUGUGGUCUCCUAAAUUCCCUGUUUUUGGUGAUUAUUUCACUUGACAGACUUGCAGUUUAUUCUUUCCCAUAAGUGGAAAUCUAACAUUGUGUUCGAUCACCUUUCAUUGACGCUUUCUAUAAAAUGUUUGUCAGUUAAACCAA
This is a messenger RNA of Rhincodon typus (whale shark), 1667 nucleotides long. It is a transcript of the gene mrpl22, whose product is annotated as mitochondrial ribosomal protein L22. The record is from RefSeq and is a predicted model, not a curated record. Gene Ontology annotation, molecular function: structural constituent of ribosome. Bases 23 to 649 code for a protein of 208 amino acids. The transcript is spliced from 7 exons. Lineage: Eukaryota; Metazoa; Chordata; Chondrichthyes; Orectolobiformes; Rhincodontidae. Gene Ontology annotation, cellular component: ribosome; mitochondrial large ribosomal subunit. Gene Ontology annotation, biological process: ribosome assembly; translation.